GAAGAUAAAGAAGAGGAGAAGAGGCGGCAACAGGUUCUUUCCAUGACACACACUCUGGCAGGAGAGCAUCAAGGAGCAAACCCAAAGGCAGUCUUACCGUUGUGGACAAACAGACCAUCACCUGAUAUCCAGUCCCAGCUAGUGCCGAUGAGAAAGCAGAUAUAGCUACUAUGCUUCGUUUCCUCUGGUCACGUUUGAGCUUUUUCUUCUUCCUCUCAUUGGUUUGCAAAUGUGCUUCCAAUAAUGACCCUCCAGUAGCGACCAGCAGUGGCCCUAUUAAAGGCAAAAUAGUUUCGACUAGAUCUGGUUCUGUGACUGCCUAUCUGGGAAUCCCCUACGCGGAACCUCCAGUGAAGAAACUCCGUUUUCAAAAGCCCGUCCCACAUCAGCCAUGGAGUAGAGUAUUGGAGGCCACCAGUUUUGGGAACUCUUGUCCCCAGACCAAUAUUCUUGGCCUUCCUGAUAAAGAUAUAUGGAUCCCCAACACACCUCUUUCAGAAGAUUGUCUCUUUCUUAACAUCUGGGCACCUCACCCUCGACCCUCAAGACCAGUGCCUGUCCUUGUAUGGAUCCAAGGCAUGGGCUUUAUCACUGGCCCAGCCUCACUAGAUAUCUAUAACGGAGCAAUGCUGUCUGCUACAGAGAAGGUCAUAGUGGUUUCCAUGAAUUAUCGCUUGGGCGGUCUAGGCUUUCUGUACUUGCCACCCUACGCCCCAGGAAACGUGGGCUUGUGGGACCAGCAUUUGGCCCUAAAGUGGCUGAAAGAGAACAUAGCUCUCUUUGGAGGCGAUCCAGCUCAGUUGACUCUGGUUGGGCAAAGUGCAGGAGCAGCUUUGGUGGGUUGCCAUCUCCUUUCCCCUCUGAGCCAACCCCUUUUUGCCCGUGCGGUGCUUCAGAGUGGCGUUCCCAACGCCAUUUGGCCCUGGAAGAGCCCCCAAGAGGCCCGCACAGAUGCGAUAAUGCUCAGCAAACAAGUGGGGUGCGCAAAUGACAACGAGAGUGCUGUGGUGAGCUGCCUACAGGACAUAGACUUUGCACAUGAGAACUUUACUUCUCUGACUCUGAUCAACUCAUUGACUACAGAUGGCCAUUUCCUCCCAGGCAAAGUCCCAAAUCUGCUGGACACAGCAAUUCUUCAGGGAAAGCCAAUUCUUACUGGGGUCACUGAUGAUGAAGGCUCUGCUUUUGUAUUGCUUAUGUAUCCGAGCACAAAAACAAAUGGAGGAAGAUUAACAUGGGAGCAGCUUCUCCAAGGCGUGACAAUAACUCUGCGAAGAGGGACCAAAAAAGAAGUUGCGCACACCGUCGCCCAGAAAUUCAGUGAAGCUAAUCAUGGGCAAUACCGUUUGGCGUUUUCUCAGUAUAUGCGAGAUUAUUUCAUGGUGUGUCCCUUGAUUGAACUUGCUGCGAAGAUCAGGAAAGCUAGGAAGUCGGUGUAUGUUUACUCCUUCAGUCACCACCCUUCUGGCUCUGGAUGGCCUGAGUGGGUAGGGACGCCCCAUGGAGCAGAAAUACCUUAUGUCUUUGGAACCAUGGCGUCAGCAACAAACCGAUCUAUUACACAGGCUGAGGAAGCGUUGAGCCGUCGGACGAUGAGAUACUGGGCACAGUUUGCCAGAGGCGGGACUCCAACAACGCCAAAGUCAAAUGAGGUACAAUGGCCACUGUACGACGCCACAAAGCAGAAUUUCUUUCACAUCAGCACGGGAGCACCCCAGCUCAAAAAGCUGUCCCCUGCCCCACUAUGUGACUUCCUGGCUACACUUCCUGUGAACGAGAUACCAUCGUCAGAGAAAUCUCCAGAAGACCCGGACUCGUGAAUUGAGAAGUUGAACCAGGAAUAUAGAAUAUGACACGUAGAACCGAGAAUACAAGUUGAAUCAAGAUAUGAGCAUUGUUUAGCUGUAUAUGGGAAAAACUAUAGUCCUAUGAAGAGGUUGAGAGUGACUGGCUGAGUUUGUAAUGUGUGUCUCAGUCAAUGCCAACUCCACUUCUGAUUCUGUCCCUUUAGGUCAGGGGUCUGCAAACUUGGCUCUUUUAAGACUUGUGGACUUCAACUCCCAGAGUUCCUCAGCCUGCUUUGCUGGCUGAGGAACUCUGGGAGUUAGUCUACAAGUCUUAAAAGAGCCAAGUUUGCAGACCCCUGCUUUAGGUGGUAUAACAGGAAGGCAAUAGACUAUAUAUAUUUAGCCAUGGGUGCAAGUACAUUCAUCUGAUUUUUAGAGAUAUACUCAUUGGGCUUUGGGCAUUUUAAGGAAUAAACCAUAUAUUCUUUCUUUGUAUGAAGGGAAAUCCUAGUUAAUCAAAGUUCCCAUUUCCUGGAAUGAAGCCUGUGCUAUAAAUAGAUACAGUCUCCUUAGAAAUAGGCCAAUUAAAAAUGGGAGGUGGCGAGGGUGAAUACAUCUAUAAGUAUGGCUGGGUUGUGCAUUUGGGUCAGCUUCACAUCUAAUACAAAACAUUUAAUAGCUCUAAAACUGUGGGCCAUUAAGUAUGAAUGCCAUUGCACCAAAGUUCUACUGGAGGUCAGUUGGGGAAUCCCAUUUUUCCUAUCAUCUCCAUUACGUCUUAAUAAUGUUCAUAUCAUCGUUAUCAUCAUCAUCAUCGUUGCUCUUAUCACCACCACCAUCAUCAACAAAGCCACCAAUGAUAACAUCAUAUUCAUGAGCUGUCAUCAAACUUAACAAAUAGUGAUCUUUUUUCAAUCGUAUUUGGUUUUUUUCCCUCUUCUCUUGGAACAGAUUUUCCUUUUAGCCUCUUUCCAUGUAUGAUUCUUCAAACCAUUAUCAUCAAAUAAAAUGCAUGCUAAAAUGAAAAGGAAA
Molecule: messenger RNA, 2819 nt
Organism: Ahaetulla prasina
Lineage: Eukaryota; Metazoa; Chordata; Lepidosauria; Squamata; Colubridae
Product: cholinesterase-like
Exons: 4
Coding region: 171-1820 (549 amino acids)
Biological process (GO): choline metabolic process; acetylcholine catabolic process
Cellular component (GO): plasma membrane
Molecular function (GO): acetylcholinesterase activity
Source: RefSeq, a predicted model, not a curated record